UUUUAGUACUUAGUAAAAUGUCAGAUUCAUCGGACGAAGAAGAUCUGUCUCGUUUUAGAGAUGUAGUGGACACAACAUUUGAAAUCAAGGAUAAAACCCUAAACGAAGAGAAAGAAAAACCACGUUCCGAAAGAUAUUUAGAUGUCGCUACGCAUUACAAUGAUAUAAAGGUCUCAGAAGAAAUGCAAAGACGUAUUGGCGCUAAGGUAUCAGCAGUGAUCAAUAGAAGUAUAGAAUUUGUUGACAUUAAACGAAAGUCUGUAAAGGAAAGUGAAACCAAAGGGGGUGUUAAAUUGUUUAGAGACUCGAAAAGUUUUUUAUCAUGUGAAGUAGUAACGGAUAAAGAUAUUGUAACAGAAAUCCACAAUAAGAUUUCUAAGAGAAUUAAAAGUGCAAGUAGAAGGAGACAAAUUGACCUUGAUGUUCAGGAACCUAACGAAAAAGAUAAACUAAAUGCAGUUGUAGUGAGUGGUGACUUUAUAUUAUUAAAAAACGAAAAACGCUGGCGACCGAAAAGAAAACAAAAUAUUGUUGAAUUUGUAGCAGUAGGGAAUAACAAAUCACAUCUUAGUAUUGGUGUGCGAAAAAGUGACACUUAAUUUUUUUAAAGGUUAAAGUUUAUUGGUAUAGGUCAAGGAAUCAUAUUGUAAACCCUGAAAUAUUUAAAAUAAAAGCAAUCAUUAAUAUUAACAAUAAUGUAUUUACAUUCAGUUUAUUUAAAAUGUACAUGUUCAUUAUCACAAUUAACUGCUUUUUAAUUGUUAUACACAAAUGUGUAUUUGUUUAUUUUAAUUCAGAUUCACAUUGAUGUCUUAAGUUCGUAAGAACUUCUAGUAUGAUUAAAAUAAAUAUAAAAUAACUAAAAACAUAGCAACUAAGUUUAAAUUAAAACAACCUUACUUGUACAUUUAAUUCUUAACCUACAGAGGAACGGACAUACAUAGUUAUGAAUACUUUUAAAACUGAACUUUUUCAAUAUUUUGUCCCAUAUCUUCAUAUGUCAAUAUGUAUUUCUCUUCUCGCUCGCACUUUGGAGAAAGUCAUUUUAUAAAUGGAACACUUAUUUAAUUUUAAAUGUAACGAAGUUAAAAUAAAUAUAUUUGAAAUUCGUA
Molecule: messenger RNA, 1112 nt
Organism: Vanessa tameamea
Lineage: Eukaryota; Metazoa; Arthropoda; Insecta; Lepidoptera; Nymphalidae
Exons: 5
Coding region: 18-599 (193 amino acids)
Source: RefSeq, a predicted model, not a curated record